This is a messenger RNA of Aspergillus tanneri, 1860 nucleotides long. RefSeq names its product purple acid phosphatase family protein. The record is from RefSeq and is a predicted model, not a curated record. The coding region runs from base 1 to 1860 and encodes 619 amino acids. The transcript has 4 exons. NCBI's taxonomy places the organism in Eukaryota, Fungi, Ascomycota, Eurotiomycetes, Eurotiales, Aspergillaceae. Gene Ontology annotation, molecular function: protein binding; metal ion binding; acid phosphatase activity.
AUGAAGGGAGCUGCUGCAUUGCUUGUCGCUCUAUCCACGAGUGUGGUGAACGGUCACCCAGUCGUCGACAAUCGCUACCCAUAUACGGGUCCUGCAGUCCCUGUGGGUGAUUGGGUUGACCCAACCGUCAAUGGCAACGGGAAGGGAUUCCCUCGUCUAGUGGAGCCUCCGGCAGUCAAACCCGCGUCGACAAACCCGAAAAAUAAUGUCAAUGUAAUUUCGUUGUCGUAUGUCCCGAACGGAAUUCACAUCCACUACCAAACGCCGUUUGGAUUGGGCGAGGCCCCCUCGGUCAAAUGGGGGAAGUACCCUAAUGAGCUGCAUCAUAUUGUCUAUGGGUUCACCCACACGUACGAUCGGACUCCGUCUUGCGCUGAGGUCAAAGCCGUUACACAGUGCAGCCAAUUCUUCCACGAGGUCCAGCUGAAUCACCUGAAGCCUGGAACGACAUACUACUAUCAAAUUCCCCCUGCCAACGGAACAACUGCGUCCGAUGUUUUGAGUUUCACAACGGCCCAGGCUGCCGGUGACAAGUCCCAAUUCAAUGUCGCCGUGUUAAACGACAUGGGAUAUACUAAUGCUGGAGGCACGUACAAGCAGUUGGUCAAGGCUGUCAGCGAGGGAACCGCUUUCGCCUGGCACGGUGGUGACAUGAGCUACGCCGAUGACUGGUAUUCUGGUAUCCUCCCUUGUGCGGACGACUGGCCGCUUUGUUACAACGGCACCGGCACGACGCUCCCUGGCGGAGGACCGAUUCCAGAUGAUUACAAGACACCUCUACCAGCUGGGGAAAUCCCUAAUCAGGGGUCACCCCGGGGCGGGGAUAUGAGUGUUUUGUAUGAAUCGAACUGGGAUCUCUGGCAACAGUGGCUUGGCAAUAUUACCACCAAGAUCCCGUAUAUGGUCCUGCCUGGAAACCAUGAGGCUGCCUGCGCAGAGUUUGAUGGAGCUGGAAACGUAUUGUCUGCAUACCUAGACGAAGGCAUCUUAAAUGGUACUCUUCCAAAGACAAAUCUUACCUACUACAGUUGCCCGCCCUCCCAGAGAAACUUCACUGGUUACCAACACCGCUUCCAUAUGCCCGGCCAUGAAACCGGCGGCGUUAGCAACUUCUGGUACUCCUUCGACUACGGGCUAGCCCACUUCGUCUCCAUCGACGGCGAGACCGACUUCGCUAAGAGCCCCGAGUCCCCCUUCCAAACGAAAGUCAAAGGCGACGAAAAGCUCCCCACCGCGUCAGAAACAUACAUUACCAACAGUGGUCCAUUCGGUGAAGUCGAUGGCAGCUUCAACGAAACAAAGUCCUACGCCCAGUUCAAAUGGUUAAAGAAGGACCUGGCCAAGGUCGACCGCAAAAAGACCCCCUGGGUAUUUGUUAUGAGUCACCGGCCCAUGUACAGCUCGGCGUAUUCUUCGUAUCAGAAACAUGUGCGCGAGGCCUUUGAAAGUGUAAUGCUUGAAUAUGGGGUCGAUGCCUAUUUCUCUGGCCACAUUCACUGGUACGAACGUCUCUUCCCUCUUGGUGCAAACGGGACUAUCGACUCCCCAUCCAUUAUCAACAGCCAUACCUACCGCACUAAUGCAGGUAAAUCCAUGACACACAUUGUAAACGGCAUGGCAGGUAACAUCGAAAGCCACGCGGAGUUUAGCAAAGGCCAGCAUCUCACGAAUAUUACGGCCGUUCUGGACAAAACCCACUACGGAUUCAGUAAGCUCACUGUUGUUAAUGAAACGGCCGUCAAGUGGGAGUUUAUCCGUGGCGAUGAUGGGUCAGUGGGGGAUCAUCUUUUGUUGCUCAAGGGGUCUGGCUCCAGACCUGGAUCUGAAGGUGGAAGGGGGGGAAGAGUAUAUGCAGUCUAG